GUCGACCUGCGGUCCGACACGGUGACGCAGCCGACGGCGGCGAUGCGCGCCGCCAUGGGCGCCGCGGUCUGCGGCGACGACGUCUUCGGCGACGACCCGACGGUCGCGAAGCUCGAGGCGCGCGUCGGCGACCUGCUGGGCAAGGAGGCCGCGGUCUUCGUGCCCACCGGCACCAUGGGCAACCUCGUGUCGAUUUUGGCGCACUGCUGGGAGCGCGGGUCCGAGUACGUCGUCGGCGACUGCGCCCACGUGCACAUCUUCGAGCAGGGCGGCGCGUCCCAGUUCGGCGGCGCCCACGCGCGCGCCGUGCCGACGGCGGCCGACGGCACGAUCGGCGACGCGGCCGCGGUCCGCGCGCUCGUCCGCGUCGACGACCAGCACUUCCCCGCGACGAAGGUCGUCGCCCUCGAGGACACGCACAACCUGCGGGGCGGCGCGGCGCUCCCGGCGGGCUACGGCGCGGCGGUCGCGGCCGCGGUGCGGGACCUCGGCGUCGCCGCGCACCUCGACGGCGCGCGCGUCUGGCACGCGGCGGCGCGCCGCGGCGAGGCGCUCGCGGAGACGGCGGCGCCCUACGACUCGCUGUCCGUGUGCCUCUCCAAGGCCCUCGGCGCGCCCGCGGGGUCCGUCGUCGCCGGCUCCGGGGACUUCGUCGCGCGGUGCCGCCGGCUCCGCAAGGGCCUGGGGGGCACGAUGCGCCAGACCGGCGUGCUCGCCGCCGCGGGGCUCGUGGCGCUCGACGAGGUCCUCCCGAAGCUCUCGGAGGACGCGGCGCGAGCGACGGCGCUCGCCGCGGGCCUCGGCGCGCUCGGCUUCGACGUCGAGGCGCCGCAGACGAACCUCCUCUACUUCGGCCUCGACGAGGCGCGCUUCGGCUUCUCCGCGCGGGCGCUCGUCGACCACUGCGCGGACCGCGGCGUCCGCUUCCUCGUCGUGCCCGGCUCGACGCGCAUGCGCAUGGUCUGCCACCACCAGAUCACCGCGGACGGCGCCGAGCGCGCGCUCGCCGUCAUCAAGGCCGCC
Molecule: messenger RNA, 1023 nt
Organism: Aureococcus anophagefferens
Lineage: Eukaryota; Pelagophyceae; Pelagomonadales; Pelagomonadaceae
Exons: 1
Biological process (GO): L-threonine catabolic process; glycine biosynthetic process
Cellular component (GO): cytosol
Molecular function (GO): L-allo-threonine aldolase activity
Source: RefSeq, a predicted model, not a curated record